AUGGGGCGUUCGCAGACUGAGUCUAAGGGUUUGGUGGAAGAGGAGUUGGCAGGAUUUGUUUCACUUGGGGAACUAUUAAUUAGAGUUGAAGACUCAAACAGAAGUGGAUCCUCAAAGCGUUUGACUUCAGCAUCCAAUACUGUGUAUAAUGCUUGGGAGAUAAAGGCUAAAAGAAGAUAUGCUGAUUACAUAAGCAGAAUAAGGAAAAAACCAAGACCUCCCUAUGUCCCACCAGAAAUAUGGACAAAAUGGAAUGAUGUUUGGAAUUCUGAGGAGGGCAAGAAGAAAACAGAAUUGGCUAGGAGAAAUAGGCGUGGAGGAGUUUUAACUGGAGUUGCUCAAUCUACCCAUACCACAGGAUCAACACCUCACGUAAAAGUUGCAGCUCAACUUAAAGGACAAUUGGGUCAUUGUCCAUCGUAUUAUGAACUGUUCAGGCAUACACAUACCAAACAACACGAUGGGCAAACAUUCAUAGUUGAAAAAGCCAAACAAAUUCAUGAACAAGUUGAAUCGCAACGGGAGAUGUUGGCAGAAAAUGGAGAGCAGGUGGAUGACAAUCAAUUAUACUAUGACGCGGUUGGUGGACACGAUAAGAAAAGAAGAGUUUAUGGACUUGGUUCAUAUGGUUGUUUUGUUGUUUAUGGUCCAACUAAUGAUAACACUUCUAGCAAUAUGACACCAACAUCGCGACCACCCGACAAUGCUACUUCUACUUCUGCAAAUGUACAACAUGAAAUUCAGAGUUUGAAGGAAACUAUUCUCCUUAUGCAACAAGGACUUGAUGCUAUUGAUGGCGGGAGAGCGGGUACUUCAUCAUCACCUCCAUCUCAAAUCAAUUGAUUUUAAUGGUUGUUUGUUAAUGUUGUUUAGACUUGAAUUGACUAUUAUAUUAUGUAUUAAGUGUGGAUUGAUAAUGUAUUAUUAUGUUGUUUAGACUUGAAUUGACUAUUAUAUUAUGUAUUAAGUGUGGAUUGAUAAUGUAUUAUUAUGUUGUUUAGAGU
Messenger RNA from Ipomoea nil (Japanese morning glory), 1004 nucleotides. RefSeq lists its product as uncharacterized. The coding region runs from base 1 to 843 and encodes 280 amino acids. The record is from RefSeq and is a predicted model, not a curated record. The transcript is spliced from 5 exons. NCBI's taxonomy places the organism in Eukaryota, Viridiplantae, Streptophyta, Magnoliopsida, Solanales, Convolvulaceae.